Molecule: messenger RNA, 3428 nt
Organism: Varanus komodoensis (Komodo dragon)
Lineage: Eukaryota; Metazoa; Chordata; Lepidosauria; Squamata; Varanidae
Gene: TRMT44
Product: tRNA methyltransferase 44 homolog
Exons: 11
Coding region: 39-2072 (677 amino acids)
Biological process (GO): tRNA methylation
Molecular function (GO): metal ion binding; tRNA (uridine) methyltransferase activity
Source: RefSeq, a predicted model, not a curated record
UCCGCGCCUGCUAGUCCCGAUCACGCACGUUGUCUGUCAUGGAGCUUCUGGGAGAGACUCGUCUUGCGGACCCGCUUCUGCUGCUUCCUGGGGGCUUCUGGACGGCUGUGAAUGUGUGGCUGGAGAAGCCCCAGGUAGCAAACAAGCGGCUGUGCGGCGCCCGCUUGGAGGAAGUUCGGAGGGUAGCCCGGCCUCGGCACGGAACAGACGGGAAGGGGACUGGCUCUGACGCUCGGCGGUCGGUGCUUGAGGCUGCCUGGGAAGCCUUCUGUUGCUCCGAGGACUGCAAGGCACUCGGUCUCAUAGGCCCCGAGGAAGAAGGGGAGAUGGAGGUGGUACUCAGGACCCUCGUGCCCAAAGGCAGCCCUUCCACGCCAGAGAAGGAGAUGGUGGUAAAAGGUGACUUGACGGAGGAAAGCUCCCGGGCGGCUUUCCUGUUCCGCCUUCAGGCUCUCCAGAAUGUCUCUAAUGGGAUUGUAACCUUUUUGCCAUUGGAACACGUGCAUGAAUGCAGAUACGAGGUCAAGAGGUGCAAUAUUUAUCAAAUUCGACUUAGACACAUACAAGACAAUGAAUGGUCUGUGUCAAUUUUAUCAUCAUCUCCGGAAAACUGUAUUUCAGAUGGAAUUGUAUAUCCUAAAACAGUGUGGCUUGGAAGAGAACUGCUGUCUAAGCUGGCUAAAUGGUCCACUGAAACUGUGAAACAGGAAUUUAAGAGUACAUUGUCUCUUAUUUCUGUGGCAAGAUACAGCAAAAAGUAUCAAGAUCUAAAGGAAAAAUACAAGGAAAUUGUAAAGGUUUGGCCUGAAGUAACAGAUCCUGAAAAGUUUGUAUAUGAAGAUGUUGCUAUAGCUGCAUAUCUAUUGAUCCUUUGGGAAGAUGAAAGAACUGAGAGAAGUCUAUCCAAGAAGCAGUGUUUUAUGGAUCUUGGUUGUGGAAAUGGUCUCCUAGUUCAUAUAUUAAGCAAUGAAGGGCAUCCAGGAAAAGGGAUCGAUAUCAGGAGAAGAAAAAUAUGGGACAUGUAUGGCCCACAGACAUGCUUGGAGGAAAAUGUAGUCAGACCAAACAGUCUGUAUCCAGAUGUUGACUGGUUAAUUGGAAAUCAUUCUGAUGAACUGACACCAUGGAUCCCUGUAAUUGCAGCCAGGUCUUCCUAUUCUUGUCGCUAUUUUCUAUUGCCUUGCUGUUUCUUUGAUUUCCAUGGCAAGUACAACCGAAGACAGAGUAAAAAGACACAGUACAGAGAAUAUCUUGACUUUGUUACAGAAGUAGGAUUAGUAUGUGGAUUUAAUGUGGAAGAAGAUUGCCUUAGAAUUCCUUCAACAAAAAGGGUAUGCUUAAUUGGGAAGUCUAGAUCCUAUUUAGCAACGCAAGACAGUACAGUUGAUGAACAGCGAGCACGGUACAUCAGUAGCCGUCAAUCCUGCAGAACAGUAGCAGCAGCAGAUAAAAUGGAUGAGCAGUAUCAGAAUGACAGCUACUCAACUGUUAGUGAUGUUUCUGGCACAAAAGCAGAUAAAGAAGUAUCUCAGAAGACAGAUAUGGAAAAUGUCUUAAUAUCUGGAUUUCUGCCCAGGGGGAAAGAACAAGUGAGAAACUGUACUGCUCUCCCUCAGAAAUUUGUAGAGAAAGUAGUUUUGAAGGUAGCAAAGCUGUUGUUAUGUGAAGUUGAAGAGAAUCCACAUGGGAAUUCAAGCACAUGGAGAAGAGGAGUGAGUCUUUCCUUGAGUGAUCUUGCUGAACAAUUAGACAAAGAUACUUUAAAAACUUUGAAGAAUGAAUAUGGAGGACUGCAGACUUUGCUUAGAAACAAUCAUCAAGUGUUUGAAGUUUUAAAUGGGAAGGUACGUAUCCGUGACUGGAGAGAAUGGAAGCCACCAAGGAGAAGCAAGUCAGGAAAGCAGGUGAAACGAAGCCUUCCUUCUAAAGCCUUUAAAACACGCCUGUGUUGGUUUUACCUUCAUCAUCCACAUGGUUGCCCUCUGACUUCAGAAUCCUGUUGCUUUGCUCAUGGGACUGAGGAGCUGAAGCCAUCACUAACUAUGCCGAAGAAAAAUAAUGCCAAGCAAUAAGGAAUUUCUAGCUGGACUUGUUAAAUGCAUUUCUGUUUUAGUAUCAUGUGCAGUUAUUAGAAGCACACAUCUUAAUGGUGAGAUCUACAUUCUGUCCCAGUUAAUGGAACAAUGAAAUCCUUUCUGUGGUUGCUGUGUAGGAGAAUAAUGAUUGUGAAAUCUGUUCUUGGAACUUCCAGAGUUUAGUUGUUAGUACCUAACAUAACAGUAGUGCAUUUCUAGAUUAAAUUCUAUAUUAAAAUUCAAUCACCACCACCACCUUCAUCCAUGUUCUCAGAAUAAUUUUGAAUAUAUAGUUUUUUCCCCUUUUUUCCCUUUGCUAAGCGUACAAAUAUGUACAUUUCUCAGGACAUCUUUCAGAUAAUUCUGUCUCUGAAAUCAUGUAAUCACUGGGGCAAGUAUUACAUGACUUUGCAGUACAUCACAGCUUGACAUUCCUAUUGUUUUAGUGAUUUCUCCCUUCAUGUUGAGUAAGCCAGCUAGAAUGAGGAAGGCUCUGCCUCCAGAACCAGGAGACAGUCUCUUUUCUGUGAGUUCCAGAGGAGGCAAUGCCUUUCCCUGUGGCCCUAGACUGAUUUCCUGUGCCUCGAGAUGAGCAGCAAGCUCUUGCUCUGCCACAAGUCAGGCACUCAUGCAAACUUUCCAUGGCUUAACUGUAGAACUGGUACUACAUAUACCAUUUUAUAUUUUAUUAAAAGGGAAGAGAGAGCUUUUGCUUCAUAAACUCUGAAUAUGCAAUGGUAAUAAUAGAGGCACAGAUCUUAGCUCUUCCGAGUGAUUUCCUAAAACUCACUUAAUACAAAUAUUCUCCAUUAUCUUGUCACUGAUUUCCAUUUAAUGCAGUGCUAACAGCAACUCAUGUUGCAGAAAUCAGUAUUUGUCAUACAGGACAGGCCAAAUAUUAGAGGGUUGUUGGUAGCCCGCAAUGUGAUGGAUGUCCUAGUGUGGCUACAGGUUUAUACUUUAAGCCAAGGAGGAAAUUGUAAUAGGAAGAUCUGUAAUCCUAAAUCCAGUGCUUAAGCUUCUAGCUUAGUCUUUGAGCCAUCCUGUUUGGGAUAAAGUUGUGUAGGGGACGGAUGAGAACAGACAACUACCAAGUGUCUAUAGGGAUAGGAAAACAGAAAAGUAUAUAAAGGCAAAUGUAAUAUAUUAUUGCUGUGGGGAAAUAUCCAUUAAUAGAUACUUGUUCUCUAGAUCUGAGAGUGAGUUGCUGGGCUGUACUUGGCCUAAGAAUCAUGCUCUUUGGACAACCUUAACCUCAAACAUGUAUUUGCACUAUAGAGAUUGAGUAAUUUAGAGAUCUGGGUCUUACUCUACCUCUUUCAGAAGUAAUAAACAUUUUGCUGUUGAGUUUGA